AACUCAAAAGACAAAAGCAGCCCUAAAAUAAUACGAGUACUCCGUAAAACAUAGCCGGUGAGCCAGGAUCUGUUCUAAAAUGAAGCUUCUUUUCUGAAAAGAAAAGCCUUAUCACCUGCAACAGUCAAGGCGUCCGAUUCUGGCCAUAGCAGAGAGAGAGGCUUUUAAGCUCAAGGCGAUUUUCUGCUGUUCUUCUUUGAGGCGCGCGGCGUACGCUCGACCGUCUUUUUAAACCAUGAAUUCCUUGCAAGAUGGUGAUGUUAUUUUGGAGGAUACACGGGCUAAAUUUUCACAUGUUCUUAAAAGGCAUGGAGACCUGGCAGAGCGACUCUCUAGGGACUCUGACAAGACAAUUUUUGAGCGCUUGCAUAGAGAAUUUGAAGCUGCUCGUGCUUCUCAAACUCAAGAAAUUAGCUUGGAUGGUGAGCAAUGGAAUGAUGGUUUAUUAGCUACAUUAAGGGAACAGGUUCACAUUGAGGCAGACAUUAAGGCCAUGCAACUUUCAGGGGAAAAAGCCCAGUCUCCGAUUCCAUGUCAAGAAAAAGUUACAUAUAAAGCUGGUAAUAAGGUGAUCUGUUGUUUAGAAGGAGCAAGAAUCGGUAUACAGUAUGAGACAUCUUUUGCUGGAGAAACUUGUGAGCUUUACCACUGCGUGCUUGAGAGUAAAUCAUUUCUGGAGAAGAUGACAGUUCUUGAACAUACUGUCCCUUUUUUCCUUCCUAUACGUGAAGCUGAAAAUGAGCUUCUCUCUUCUAAUGCAAUGAAAUUCAUAGACCAUGUGGGAGAUCUGUUGCAGGCCUAUGUAGAUAGACGAGAACAGGUGCGGCUUAUUAAAGAGUUGUAUGGAAAUCAGAUUGUACAAUUGUAUCAUAGUCUUCCUUAUCAUAUGAUUGAAUUCAUGCUGAACGAUUUUGAUUGCAGGAUAACCGUGUGCCUGAGGUACUCUGAUCUUUUGUCCACGCUUCCAAGUGGGAUUAGUGUUUUGGCAUGGCCAAACAAAUCUUCAACCAGGAAAGGACACAUGUCAGCUCCAGAGCGUCUCUCCUAUGCAGAGGACGCCCUACGAACCAUGAGUCUCCCGGAAGCAUUUGCAGAGAUUGUUCUGAACCUUCCAGCAGCUCUGGGAGAUGGGCUUCUAUCCGAGAGCCCGGCUUAGUUUCAGCAUGGAUCAAGAACCGCCAUGGUCAUCAUCAGUAUAGCAGGACUAACAACAAUGGCUUGGACAGUGUUGCGUUUACAAAAAAGCCAAUAGUAGUGUAGAUAAGUUAUUUCGUUAAACCCCCUCACCAUUUUUAUUUGUUUUCCUUUUGUUGAACCAUGAAUUUCAGACCUCUUUUUAUGUAGAGAAUUCCAUGUAACUUCAUUCAUUAUUGUUGUACAAAAUACUUGGUAGAUAAUGUAAAUUUGUUCGGAUGUGAUGUGCAGUUGUGGGUU
Molecule: messenger RNA, 1434 nt
Organism: Cuscuta europaea
Lineage: Eukaryota; Viridiplantae; Streptophyta; Magnoliopsida; Solanales; Convolvulaceae
Source: the annotation of a GenBank genome assembly